AACAGGAUGAUCAAAUUUUUUUGAGCUGAAUGUGUUAUAUUGUAUUCUAGAGCCUAGCAUUUGCUGCAGCAUAAAAUAUAAUUAAAAUUUCUAAUCUGUCAAAUUUGAUUAAACUGUGUUCAAAUCCUAGCCCAGGCACUGCUGGUUAGAUUUUGCAUAUUCUUUUGUUUGUCAUGCUUUUUCUACUAAUAUUCCUGUAUUCUCCCACAUCUCUAAAUGUGCCUUUCAGGUAAGUUUGUGUCUUCCAAUUUACAGGUAUUCUGUGCAAGUGAAUGAACUCUUCUGCCUUCCAUGGUUGGUUCCAGCCUUGUGUGUGAUGAUGCUGGAGUAGGUUUCUACUACAUGAUACCUUGCAGUAGAAUAAGCAGAGAAGUGUCUAUGGAUUGCCCCUGCUACCUAACAGUGCAGUAAAUCCAACAUCAGGUAUUUACUUGAACAGAACAGACUGGGCAUAUGUAGAAAUGGUCUUGUGAACAAUGGAAAGUCUAGCUGUAACGCUCAGUGAUGGUUCCACUUCUUUUAUUCAGCAGGCUAUCAAAGAUGGAAAGCUGAUUGAUGGGGACACCAUACAACUAGAAGAUGGAACCACUGCAUACAUCCAGCAGGUUACAGUCCAACAGAAAGAGACCAUGACCUUUGAAGAUGGCCAACCAGUUCAGCUGGAAGAUGGGACCACAGCAUAUAUUCAUCAUACACCAAAAGACGGCUAUGAUCCAAAUGCUGUGGAAGCUGUCCAGCUGGAGGAUGGAAGCACAGCAUAUAUUCACCAUCCCAUGACUAUGCAGGCAGGUGGCGCCAACUUAGUAGUCCACACAGAUGGAGGACUUGAAGAACUGACCUCAGAAGAGACCACUGUGGACACAGACACAAUCAGUACUCUGGAGCAGUAUGCUAGCAAGAUAUCUGAGUCUGCAGUUAGUCAAAACUUAACCGGCACAAAUGGACUUCAGCAGAUGGACUCCCCUGAGGAACACCCUGCUGUGCAGGUCUUGUUUGAGGGGGAGCCACAGAGCUCUGGGAAGUUGCAGCAAGGCGGUGACAAGUCCUUUCGCUGUGAUUAUGAGGGCUGUGGCCGUCUUUAUACCACAGCUCAUCACCUAAAGGUUCAUGAAAGAGCACAUACAGGUGACAGACCAUACAGGUGUGAUGUGCCAGACUGUGGAAAAGCCUUUGCUACAGGCUAUGGCUUGAAAAGCCACAUCAGGACUCACACAGGAGAAAAACCCUACAAGUGUCCAGAAGACAUGUGUACGAAGGCAUUCAAGACAUCAGGGGACCUCCAAAAGCAUAUCCGAACUCACACAGGUGAACGACCCUUCAAGUGUCCAUUUGAGGGCUGUGGCCGCUCUUUCACCACUUCAAACAUACGCAAAGUUCAUAUUCGCACUCACACUGGGGAGCGGCCAUACUUGUGUGAAGAACCAGGAUGUGGACGGGGGUUUGCUAGCGCAACCAAUUUUAAGAAUCACAUGAGAAUACACACAGGAGAAAAGCCCUAUGUUUGCACUGUGCCUGGUUGUGGCAAACGCUUCACAGAAUACUCCAGCUUGUACAAGCACCAUGUGGUACACACACACUGCAAGCCAUACACUUGCAACCACUGUGGCAAGACGUAUCGGCAAACUUCCACGCUUGCCAUGCACAAACGCACUGCCCAUGGGGACUUUGAUGCAACAGAGGAGAGUGAACAGGCUCUUUAUGAUAAGCAGAAUUCAGAUGACCCAGAGGCUGAUUUGGAGCCCCAUAUGAAACGCCAAAGAAUCGCUUUCCUUUCGGGCCCAGAUGAGGAUGGCGAAAUUUCCCCUCAGGUUGCUAUGGUGACACAAGAUGUCAUAGGCUCUCAAAUUGCACUUAUUACUCAAGAUGUCACACAACAGGUGAACCUUUCAAAUGAAGACUUACAAGUCCUUGGCACAGCCAUCACCAUGGUGACACAAGAUGGAACAGCGAUCACCGUUCCUGCUCAUGAAAGUGACAUUGCUGGUUCACAGACGCACACUGUCACAAUGGUCACAGCGGAUGAUUCCGAUUCACAGCCAGUAUGUGUUUUGGAACUUACAUGUACAACAUCUGGUUGCUAUUGUAACGACAGACGGAAUGAUUGCUGGAGAUGCCAGUAUAGCUGCUCCCCACUACCAGCAGGUGGCUCUGUUGGCUACAGCAAAUGGCACUCAGAUUGCUGUGCAGCUUGAAGAACAGCAAACCCUGGAAGAUGCCAUCAGUAUGGCCACAGCUGCCAUCCAGCAAGGCAACAUGGUGCAGGAUGAGGUGGUGGUUGACAGAAGCUGCUGAGAGACUUUCAUUGUGCUUUUUACUGGGCAAGUGAACCACUCAGAUCCUGGAGACAUCAAGAUAAAGAGCUUUACGUUUUGGUAGAACACACAAGAUGCAUUCUACUGAGCUAUAUAUUAUGCAAGAAGAGUUUUAAAAAUUUUUAAUUGCAUAUGAAUGGACAAAAAUGUGAAUUAUUACCCAAAUAAGGGUAUACAUUAAGCUGAUUUUAAUAGACUGUUAGGACAAUUUGGGUGCAGCUAUUCAGGUUGAUGAAAACGAAUGGACAAAGUGAUAUGAAUGAAGAUGGUAUGGACUUUGCUUUAUUUUUAUUUGUGUAUUUGAAAAAUAUCAGUUACAGAACUCAGUUUUUUUUAAUAAAUGAAAAAUUAAAAUGUUUUGUUAAAUGGA
This is a messenger RNA of Erpetoichthys calabaricus (reedfish), 2682 nucleotides long. RefSeq names its product zinc finger protein 76 (gene znf76). The record is from RefSeq and is a predicted model, not a curated record. Gene Ontology annotation, biological process: central nervous system development; regulation of transcription by RNA polymerase II. The transcript is spliced from 15 exons. The coding region runs from base 477 to 2192 and encodes 571 amino acids. Gene Ontology annotation, cellular component: transcription regulator complex; PcG protein complex; nucleus. NCBI's taxonomy places the organism in Eukaryota, Metazoa, Chordata, Cladistia, Polypteriformes, Polypteridae. Gene Ontology annotation, molecular function: RNA polymerase II cis-regulatory region sequence-specific DNA binding; DNA-binding transcription factor activity, RNA polymerase II-specific.